Messenger RNA from Hevea brasiliensis (rubber tree), 1094 nucleotides. RefSeq names its product tropinone reductase-like 1. The record is from RefSeq and is a predicted model, not a curated record. Gene Ontology annotation, molecular function: oxidoreductase activity. The transcript has 2 exons. The coding region runs from base 87 to 959 and encodes 290 amino acids. NCBI's taxonomy places the organism in Eukaryota, Viridiplantae, Streptophyta, Magnoliopsida, Malpighiales, Euphorbiaceae.
CAAAAUGCAAGACUAAAAAACAAGCACAAAAAGCUAAUAAGAUAAACCUCCAAUUUCUCUUUGCUUUCUGCUCUUGAUAUCUUGUUAUGGAAAAGAUGAAUGUUACAUUCGAAGUCGCACCCCACCAAAGGUUAGCAGGGAAGGUGGCAAUUAUAACUGGUGGAGCAAGCGGCAUCGGAGCAAGUGCAGUGCAAAUUUUCCAUGAAAAUGGAGCCAAGGUUGUGAUUGCAGAUAUCCAAGAUAACCUAGGCCAAGCCAUCUCCAAUAAGCUUGGUGGUAAAAAUGUUUCCUACUUCCACUGUGAUGUUAGAAACGAAGAUGAAAUCAACAAUCUUGUGGACGUCACCAUUGGGAAAUAUGGAAAGCUCGAUAUAAUGUACAACAACGCAGGAAUUUUAGAUCGCCCAUUUGGAAGCAUUUUGGACACUACAAAAUCAGAGCUAGAUCGCUUAAUUAGUGUCAACUUGGUUGGUUCUUUUCUUGGAGCCAAACAUGCAGCCAGGGUGAUGGUUCCCCAGGGCCAUGGUUGCAUAUUGUUCACUUCAAGUGCUUGUACAGUAAUUGGAGGGCUUUCUACUCAUUCUUAUGCAGUAACAAAAUAUGGGGUUUGGGGCCUGGCCAAGAAUUUGGCUGCUGAAUUGGGGCCGCAGGGAAUAAGGGUGAACUGUAUUUCACCUUAUGGAUUAGUAACCCCUAUAGGUGGAACAAUUGAUGAAUCUAUCAUACCUGUGGCAGAACAAGCAUUGAGUGAAAUUGGUAAUCUCAAAGGGCAGAUUCUUAGGCCAGUUGGAGUGGCAAAGGCUGCACUGUACCUGGCCAGUGAUGAAGCAAAUUAUGUGAGUGGACUUAACCUUGUGGUGGAUGGAGGGUUCAGUGCUGUGAAUCCUACCAUGAUGAAGUUUUUCAAUCCUGAAGAAAUCGAAACUACACCCAAAGUUAUUCACCGAUCCAAUAUGUGAAAGUAAUGUUAAAAUUUUUUUCAUCUUAAAAAAACUAAGUAGAUGCUAAUUGCAAAAUUAGUUGAAUAUGGCUCUUAUAUGGCUGUUUUUUCUUCUCCAUUUUCUAGGAUCCAAUAAAAGGUCUCUUCUUUUACU